Molecule: messenger RNA, 1417 nt
Organism: Micropterus dolomieu (smallmouth bass)
Lineage: Eukaryota; Metazoa; Chordata; Actinopteri; Centrarchiformes; Centrarchidae
Product: calcium/calmodulin-dependent protein kinase type IV-like
Exons: 5
Biological process (GO): protein phosphorylation
Molecular function (GO): calmodulin binding; ATP binding; calcium/calmodulin-dependent protein kinase activity
Source: RefSeq, a predicted model, not a curated record
GUGAAGAGGCUUCCUGUCUGUGAUUUAAAUAAAGUUGAAGUGCAGCUUUAUCUAAAUCACAGCAUCUCACUUGUUUGAACACCUGACUGUUGAACAGAAUCACGUGUUUCCGUGUGACGUGUCGGGGUUGCGGGUUUGAGUUCCCGCAGGACCAAAGAUGUCACGCUAAUGUACAUUUCUGUAUUUAGGUUAUUUCUGUAUUUAGGUUGCUGACAGAGGCUGCACCGACGGACAGGGCGGCCGUCCAAUGGGAGCGCAGCUUGCCUCCCGUGCAGGGCUGUGGUUGGUCGGCACGGUGACAGAGGGGCGGGGCUGUGAGAUUACAGCAGCAUCUCUCUCUCUGCGGAUCCAGCGGACAUCUGGAACAGCCCUGUCCGGGAAUCAAACCUCCGAGCACCGAACACCGACGUCCCGCACCCACCCUGCCCGGCUCUCGCUGCCUGUUUCCCGGUGAGAACGCAGCCGCGCUCCGGUGUUGUUGUCGCGGCUCCGGGCUGCAUCUCCACCGGGAGGCUGCUGCGCUCCGGAGGGACGGACGCACCGUUUCUCCCGGUUAGAAACACGGAAAUACGAAUAAAACCCGGGAGGGUUGAUGGACUGAAGUGAUCCGACAUCUGAGAGGGUUUUAGGCCCGAUGGAAGCUGCGACAUAUGUGGACCUGGUGCGCCUGGAUCCCGGUUCCUGCCUGGUCUAAAUAGCCCUCUGUGUCACUGAGGAUUUAAUGAAUUUGUUUUGUUUGAGUUUUUCAGUUUCUCUGAUAAAAGGUCCUGAUUGAGAGUUUGCGGGUCCUCGUCCUCCUCCUCCUGGUCUGGAUUAGAGCCCAUCAGGAUCAUGAAUCAUCCCCCCUCUGCUCCUCUAAUCUGGGUUUUACCGAGCUGGAUUUAAAGCUGAGAUCUGAUCUGGAUUACUCUGCUCCUGGUUCAGACCGGGUCACGCCAGUCCCGGUCCUGGUGUGAUCUUAAAACUGGUUCUUGGUCCUCUUGGUCCUGGUUUGGGGAGUUCUUCUGUUGCCAUGCCGACGUCCCGGCCUGGUUCGGAGCCGGUGGAGUUCUGGGUGGAUGGGUCGAGACGGGACGGGACGGUGGAGGAGUUCUACACCCUGAGCUCGGAGCUGGGCAGAGGAGCGACGUCCAUCGUGUAUCGCUGUGAGGAGAAACAGACUCAGAAGCCCUUCGCCCUCAAGGUCCUGAAGAAAACGAUCGACAAGAAAAUCGUUCGCACUGAAAUCGGCGUCCUGCUGCGUCUUUCCCACCCAAACAUUAUCCAGCUGAAGGAGAUCUUUGAGACGGACACUGACAUCGCUCUGGUGCUGGAGCUGGUGACAGGAGGAGAGCUGUUCGACAGGAUCGUAGAGCGUGGUUACUACAGCGAGCGAGACGCCGCUCACGUCAUCAAACAGAUCCUGGAGGCCGUGGCG